AUGCGCGAAAUAGACCCGCUCGUUUUCGAAUACCAGCAUGAGAAGCAGCGACCACGAGAAGCGGAAGCGUUACUAAUUCUUAGAAAAGUCGCUUCGCUGGUAAAACCCAUCAUGCGUCGACGAGACUGGAAAGUCGGGACGCUCUGUGAAUUCUACCCUCAUCAGCGGAACCUGCUUGGCUUGAACGUCAACGCGGGCCAAAAGAUCUGUCUACGGCUGCGGUAUCCUUCUGAUCAGCGCCAGUUCUUACCUAUCGAGCAGGUAGUGGAUACGAUGCUUCAUGAGCUGUGUCAUAUCGUGCAUGGACCUCACAACCAGCAGUUUCAUGCACUUUGGAAUCAGCUACGAGAUGAGCAUGAAGAGCUUGUCAUGAAAGGCUACACAGGUGAAGGGUUCCUUUCUGAAGGGCGACGGUUAGGGGGACGGAAAAUGCCCGUCGAUGAGGCACGCCGUGUAGCCAGAGCAGCUGCGGAGCAGAGGCAGUCUCUAUCUGCUGGAUCUGGACGACGACUUGGUGGAGCGCCUGUUCUGCGCGGAACUAAUAUGCGCCGGGUCAUCGCUGAUGCUGCGCAGAGGCGCAUAGAAGUGACGAAUGGAUGUGCCUCGGGCGCUGACAACAGUGCCGAACUUGCAGAGGAAGCCUCCAGGAAUGGCUUCCGAACUAAGGCAGAGGAAGACGAUGCCAAUGAGCGAGCCAUCAUGGAAGCGUACAUCGAUCUGAUUGAACAGGAGGAGCGUGAGAGAUACGGCCCUUCUUAUAUUCCGCCGAGCCAUGAUAAUCCCGCAGGUCCGCGGACAACGCUGUCUCCGCCACCUGUCCUGGAGAGCAGCAGGCCGAGAGGGCCGUCGCAGCCUGCAGAUACUAUUGACCUCGUCUCGGAUGAUAACCUCUACGAUAAGCCAUGGUCAUGUCCGACAUGCACCCUUGAAAACCCAGCAAACUUCCUUUGCUGUGAUGCGUGUGCAUCAGAACGUCCGCGGCCAACAACCACAAGAUCUGUUUCUGGCCCUCCCACUACUACUGCUAGUUCGAUUCAGCCAAACCCAGCAGUGAGCAAGAACAAGCGGUCGAUUAGUCCGUCAACCCGUUACACCGGGUUCAAAAACCGGACUCGUGCUGUUGAAUCAUUAGCCGCUCUCGAACGGAACGCCAACAAGCGACCUCUCGGAUGGCUAUGCGAUAACUGCGGGGCUUUCAUGGAAACCGAGUGGUGGACUUGUUCCAACUGUGGCUUGAUGAAGCGCGCAUCAUGA
Messenger RNA from Aspergillus niger, 1254 nucleotides. RefSeq lists its product as uncharacterized. The transcript has 2 exons. Lineage: Eukaryota; Fungi; Ascomycota; Eurotiomycetes; Eurotiales; Aspergillaceae. The record is from RefSeq and is a predicted model, not a curated record. The coding region runs from base 1 to 1254 and encodes 417 amino acids.